Penicillium paradoxum is the source of this 1029-nucleotide messenger RNA. RefSeq lists its product as uncharacterized. Bases 1 to 1029 code for a protein of 342 amino acids. Lineage: Eukaryota; Fungi; Ascomycota; Eurotiomycetes; Eurotiales; Aspergillaceae. The transcript has a single exon. The record is from RefSeq and is a predicted model, not a curated record.
AUGCAUCCCGCUUCCUUCGCCAAGAAGCCUCCUCGCUAUCCUCGCCGUCUGCUCUGUGUAGAUCGGCCACCUCCUCUGAAGUCUUGCCUCGCCAUCCCCGAUCUGGACGAUGACUUGGAUGCUCUGCCCUCUGACGAACCCUUCGUCCGGAAGUCUGUGCACUUCCCCGACGAUGAGGACCUCGUUCAGGUUAAGACCAUUCCUGCACGCCCUCCUCGCCUGACCGAACUCGGCAAAUUCAAGGUUGCUCGACCCGGUGACGAUUCCAGAAGAAUGUGCAUCUUGUACUACUCUCCUGCCACCAUCACCAACGCACGGUUCCUCCGCCAGCGGCCUGACGACCUGGUUCGACCAAGGUUCGAAACACGCAACCCCUGGGGUAGUGUGCAACGUUCCUAUCGUUUUGCUGCUGCGUACGCCACUGAACCUCGUUCUCCUCGUUCUGGACCUGUCCCCGAUGGUCCCCAGCAUACGCCUGAACCGCCUGCGACACCUUCCGAUGGGUCUUUGCAAGAACCUGCCUCUGAUGGUUCUCUUGAUGCGCCGACCUCCGAUGGACCACUGCCCGCGACUUCCUCCGAUGGAUCUUCGCUUGAACCUGCCUUCGACGGUUCACAUGCUCCUUCCGCCGACCUGUCCUCUCUGACGCGUGCCCUGCCUAGCAACCACGCUGCCUCCGACAUGCCUUCGGCAUUGCAUGCACUGCCCGAUCCCGACGCCGGUCCCAUGUUCGACAUGUCUUCCUUGAUGCGAGCUUUGCCCGACCCCGACGAUUCCUCUAAUGCAUCACCCAUUGCGCCUGUACCUGAGCCCUUGGAUGCUUCCAUCACUCGCCGCCGUCCAGAGGUUGAGUAUAUUCGUGUGGUUCAGACCCACGUCCAGGUUGGUCCGUUAUCGACCACUUGGUUCAACCGCCUCUGCUGGCUUAUUGUGUUGGUUGCUUUCUUCCCAAGCCUCAUGCCUGCAGCUAUUGCCGUACUUGCGCUCCUGUUUCUUUAUGGGGCAUACACAUCAUCGGGUGGCAACUAA